This is a messenger RNA of Podospora bellae-mahoneyi, 906 nucleotides long. It is a transcript of the gene COQ4, whose product is annotated as Ubiquinone biosynthesis protein. Gene Ontology annotation, biological process: ubiquinone biosynthetic process. Gene Ontology annotation, cellular component: mitochondrion; mitochondrial inner membrane. The transcript has a single exon. Bases 1 to 906 code for a protein of 301 amino acids. Lineage: Eukaryota; Fungi; Ascomycota; Sordariomycetes; Sordariales; Podosporaceae. The record is from RefSeq and is a predicted model, not a curated record.
AUGGAGGUGACACUCAAACGAUCCGCGGCCCUCGCCCGCCAAACCACUCCCCUCCUCCGACCCCUCCAACCUGUCGCAACCUACCCCUCCAACAACAACAACAACAACAACACCACCCCCCAGCAACGCCGCCCAUACUCCCUCUUUUCCUCCCUAACCCGCCCACCACCAAACUACCCAGGCCAUGUCCCCCUCUCCUUCGUCGAGAAAACCGCCCUGGCCAUCGGCUCAGGCCUCAUCUCCCUCAAGAACCCCCGCCGAGGCGACCUAAUCGCCACCUUCGCCGAGACAACAUCGACUCCCUACUUCAUCUACCGCCUCCGCGACGCCAUGCUCUCCUCCCCCACCGGGCGCCGCAUCCUCCGCGACCGCCCCCGCAUAACCUCCACCUCCCUCAACCUCCCCUACCUCCGCUCCUUGCCCCCCAACACAGUCGGCCACACGUACAUCUCCUGGCUUGACCGCGAGGGCGUCUCCCCCGACACCCGCUCGCCAGUUCGCUACAUUGACGACGAGGAAUGCGCCUAUGUCAUGCAGCGAUACAGGGAAUGUCACGACUUUUACCACGCCUUGACAGGACUCCCCGUUGUGAGGGAGGGUGAGGUGGCGCUAAAGGCGUUCGAGUUUGCGAAUACGUUGCUGCCGAUGACGGGCCUGAGCGUGUUUAGUCUUCUGGGGAUGAAGAAGAAGGAACGGGAGAGGUUCUGGGGCGUGUAUGGGCCUUGGGCGGUGAGGAAUGGACUGAGGGCGAAGGAGGUGAUUAAUGUUUAUUGGGAGGAGGUUCUCGAGAAGGAUGUGGGGGAGCUGAGGAAGGAGUUAGGGGUGGAGGUGCCGGCUGAUCUGAGGGAGAUGAGGAGACGGGAGAGGGAGGAGAAGAAGAGACGGGAGGCGGCGGCGAGGGGGUAG